This is a messenger RNA of Populus trichocarpa (black cottonwood), 1087 nucleotides long. Its product is annotated as pathogen-related protein. The transcript has 4 exons. The coding region runs from base 56 to 799 and encodes 247 amino acids. The record is from RefSeq and is a predicted model, not a curated record. NCBI's taxonomy places the organism in Eukaryota, Viridiplantae, Streptophyta, Magnoliopsida, Malpighiales, Salicaceae.
UAUAUAGAGCCUCAGAAAAUUAAACCUUAGUAGUAUACCAUGUGGGGAAGUUUAUAUGGCUACUGAAGAAGCAUGUACGAUUAUAAAAGUAGGAGAUAAAUACAGAUCUUUCUUGCAUGAAGACACUGAGAAUACCACACAGUGGAGGCAUGGUGGCCCUCCCAAUUUCGAUACAGUAAAUCAGCUCUUUGAAGAAGGCCGAACUAAGGAAUGGCCAAAAGGAUCGCUAGAAGAAGUAGUGCAAAAUGCUAUAAAGACAUGGGAUAUGGAAAUCGAACACAAGACUCGCGUACAGGACAUUAAGACCAUCAACCCUGACACGUUCAAGCUCAUUGUUAAUGGAAGAGAGGGAUUAGCAGCAGAAGAGACGCUUAGGAUUGGUAGCUACAAUGCUUUGUUGAAGAGUUCUCUGCCGAAGGAAUUUCAGUACUACAAAGCAGAUGAAGAAACCUUCGAAUCAUCUCAUGAUGCCUUUCGAUCUGCCUUGCCUCGAGGAUUCGCAUGGGAAGUGCUGAGUGUAUAUUCAGGGCCUCCAGUGAUUUCUUUCAAAUUCAGGCAUUGGGGUUUCUUUGAAGGACCUUUCAAAGGCCAUGCUCCUACUGAAGAAAAGGUUGAGUUCUAUGGCUUUGGAAUCCUCAAGGUGGAUGAAUCUUUGAGGGCAGAAGAUGUGGAGGUUUACUAUGACCCAGCAGAGUUAUUUGGGGGGCUCCUGAAAGGGGCGCUGAUAUCGCCAUGCCAAUCAGAAGAUAACACUGUCAACACCGCCACAGCAACGCGUGGCUGUCCAUUUUCCAAAUAAACAUAGGCUGGCAUGUGUUUGUCGUUGUGCCAGGAGUGUUUUCUUGCUUUCGUUUGUAUGAUGAAUCAAACUGCAUGCUUGCUUGCUUGCUUUUGUUACCAUUUCAUCUGCUGUUGUGUGUCUGUCCAUUCCUCACAAGGCAACAUUUGCUUUUAUUUUCAUUAGCAGAUUCUUCCACAUAUUACAUGGACUGUCAAGCAAAAACUAUCCCAUUUCUAUCUUCAGGUCUCGGAUCUUACACCGAUUCCAUCUUUGCAUCAAGUUAUGAUCACUUCUUUUUUUAUUUAA